Molecule: messenger RNA, 1215 nt
Organism: Neoarthrinium moseri
Lineage: Eukaryota; Fungi; Ascomycota; Sordariomycetes; Amphisphaeriales; Apiosporaceae
Exons: 2
Coding region: 1-1215 (404 amino acids)
Source: RefSeq, a predicted model, not a curated record
AUGAAGCUCUCUGUAGCGCUAUCUCUCAUGGCCGCGGCCGGUGUCCUUGCACAAGACGGCUGCGGAUUCCCAGACGGGCCCGACUGUGUCUCUCUUGGUGAGGGGGCCAAUGGACUGGAGCAGUUCGUAGACGACGACUGUUGCUUACUUCCCCUCCGCUGUGGAAACGGAGAUGGUGGAGAGAGGUGCGAGCGCGUAAGCGCUGCCAGUGCCGGUAAUGGAAAUGCCAACGGAGGCAAUGCCAACACGGGGAAUACCAAGAACACGAACAAUGGAAACGCCAACGCAGGCAACACCGGGAACGCUGGCAAUGCUGGCAAUGCUGGCAACGCCGGAAACACUGGCAACACUGGAAACACUGGAAACACUGGGAAUACUGGAAAUACUGGGAAUACUGGGAAUACUGGGAAUACUGGGAAUACUGGGAAUACUGGGAAUACUGGGAAUACUGGUAACACCAAUACCGGGAACGCCAACACUGGUAACCGCAAUACGGGCAACGCCAAUAACGGCAAUGCUAACAGCAAUAACAACGCUGCGGAUGACGAUGAAUGUGUCUCCCUAGGCGAAGGGGCGAAUGGACUAGAGCAGUUCGCGGACGUGGAGGGCUGCCUUCUACCUCUCCGCUGUGGCAAUGGAGAUGGUGGUAAUACGUGCGAGCGGGUAGAUGCCAACGCCGGUAACGCCAAUGCCGGUAACGCCAACGCCGGUAAUGCCAAUGCCGGUAAUGCCAACACCGGUAACGCCAAUGCCGGUAAUGCCAACACCGGUAACGCCAAUACUGGUAAUGCCAACGCCGGUAACGCCAAUACUGGUAAUGCCAAUGCCGGUAAUGCCAACGCCGGUAACGCCAAUACUGGUAACGCCAAUACUGGUAAUGCCAACGCCGGGAACGGUAAUGGUGGGAAUACCAACACUGGUAAAGCUAACACCGGCAACCGUAAUGCUAGUAACCGCAACACUGGUAACGCCAACAACGGCAACGCUAAUAACAACAAUAACAACGCUGCGGACGAUGAUGAGUGCGUCUCGCUUGGUGAAGGCGCCAACGGACUGGAGCAAUUUGCCGACGUGGAGGGUUGUCUUCUUCCUCUCCGCUGUGGCAACGGAGAUGGUGGUAACACGUGUGAGCGGGUGGCUGCCGGUACUGCGCAGAACAAGGCCCGCGCUCGCACAGUAUCGAGUAGCUUUAUGCGUCGCAGGGCGAGUAACUAA